UCAGUAAUUAUGUUCCCACUGGAUGCAACAACUGCCUCGUUUGUAAUGAGUUUUAUUGUUUUUGUCCUGUCAUGCUGGUGUUCUGCCUGGGACACGGCAUAACAAUAUAUGUUAAGGGGCGUAACAUUUCCAUCAGACGCUUGAAACAUAUUUGUCCAAUUACAACGCACUGGAUAGCUGGCCGGUCACAGCACACCUUGCUUUUCAAAGCGACGAGCCUUGUAAAAAUCAAUGCAUUUCAGAAGGCGGGGCAUAGAGAAACAAUAAUAUACAUUAUGUGAAAAAUAAUGUAUUUUUUAAACCUUAAACCACAUAAACAUUUCAUUACACCAAAUACUCAAAAUAAUUUACAUUUUAGCAACAUCAUAAGACCCCUUUUAAUUGACAUUUCUAUCAGCCAAUGGUAAUUAUAAAAGAAAAAGGUACAAGCAUAGAUCAGUGGCUGAGAGCGCAUCUGAUUGACAGAUAAACCACGAGCUCUAGGCCUAUCAGUUAUUAAUGUACAGUUUGUUAUUAUUGUGCAAAGCAUACACUCAAAAUAAACUUCAUCGUUCAGCUGAACUGUGCACAUUUUAGACGCUUCAUGUCUUGUUUAAUUCAUGCGAUAAAUGCAUCCCUGCUGAGCUGUGGGCUAUUACUAAUUUAACAGACAGCAGAAAAAAUUACAAUUUACGUAUUGUCUUUUUUAAUAUACAUAUAUAUAUAUAUAUUAAAUAAAGCUUCAUAGAAUGAGAAGGAUACAUUCUACGACCUAAUCUGCAGUCAUCAGGGUGAGAUUAGGUUCCUUCUAUUAAAAAAAAAAAAAAUUCUGAAUUAGAACAGCCCUACAUGUUUUUGUAUAACGUUUACACCUUUGAAUCUUUGAAGAGAUACUGUUGCUUUGUUUUACUUUCGGAAAAUUCACAACUUGAGAUUUCAAAGUGUUGGGAGUUUCAACUUAAAGAGAACUUUAUAAUUGCCAUAUUUGGAGCAGUAGGGGGGUCGAUGCCUUUUUUUUUAUGUCCAUGUUUUCUCCUGUUUUAGUUAGAAUGGGAGUAAGGUAUGACUUCAGUUGUUUAUUUUUAACUUUGUUUUGUUUUAACUUUGAAAGUGCUCCUCCCCAAGUUAGAUCUUUUAUGUUUGUUGAUGUGGCCUGGUCCCCUGCCGAGGCUUUAGUUGCUCCCCUCUUUGUAGCUUUUUUUGAACUUGUCAAAUAAACCCUUUUUCCUGAGUGUAACAAAAAUCUGUGUGAUUUAACUUUGUUUUGUGAGUUUAAGAAGUGCUCCUCCCCAAGUUAGACCUUUUGUUUGUUGUUUUGGCCUGGUCCCCUCCCAAAGCUUUAUUUGGUCCCCUCUUUGUACCUUUUUUAUUUAACUUGUCAAAAAAACCUUGUUAGAAAAAUCUGUGUGAUUUCUGUGGAGUGCUGGGACAGGAGAGAGGAGUUCCUGAUAGCCUUCUUUUUUUUCCUUUCUUUUUUUUGGCAUGCAUUUGUACGUUUCUUUGUUACACACUUCCUGACCCUAUGGGAAGCACUUAACAAUUGGGGGCUCGUCCAUAUUACUUAAUAUUACACAAAUUUGAACGUCAAUUUAUUUUAUUUUAUUUAUUUUUUUCAUUUAUUGCGAACUUCACUAUCUCGUUGUUUGAUAUCUAGGUACAUAUUUUUUUGGCUGUUUAAAAUUUGGUGAAUGAGGAGGUGCUAUAUGAUUGAAAAUAUGGAUUUCGAUUUGAUAAAGUUCACUCUGUCUCCUUCUUUGGAGUAGUUCAACAGUUGUUGAAAAAUAAGAUUUGCUUUUAAUAGCUGACUUUUAUAAUAUAUGACAGUUUAUAGAGUAAACAAGCGAUAAAAGAGGAGUUAUAUAAGUUAGUAGAGGCAGGUAUCUUCCCAGAACAAACAAUAGAGCAGAGAUGAAGCUGACAUUGGCACAGAAGCGGACUCAAGUUCAGUAGCUAGCAGUAAAAAUGUAGCUUCCAUAGAUCCUCAGGUAGCUCUGAAAUGAAAAGAGCUUAAUCUCACAUUAAGCUUUGCAUGGAGUAGAGGGAAGAGAGAGAGAACAAAAAAACACAACACUGCCAAAAGGCAAACUGUACCUACAUAGCAGCCAUAUCAAAUACUGCGCAAAUAUAACAACGAAAUACAUUAAAUCUUGAUUUUAAUACCAGUAAGUGUUUUAAGAGGACAGACAUUCAAAUGGCAUAAUUUUAUUUGCCUGAUUAUGACCCAGAUUCAUUAAUUUAAGUUGAGAUUUGGUGCCGUAAGACUAUUGUGAGUCAUUUGCACUACCAAAUGACUAAAUACAAAAUCUCUUUGUAGUUGCAUAAUAUUGGCUCUGUUGCAUUCAUCUAUUAAACUAGACCAAACCAGAACACUGUGGGCGGGUUUCUAAGAUUAUCACAUUAAGUUCGGGGCGGGAGGAUAAAGUUACGGAGACUCUGAACAUCAACACCUUAAGCGCAGAGUUGCUCCUGUCUGUGUGAAAAUGAGCAGCAGUGGUGCCCGAUGCAGGGCUGCAUCAGUUCCAGACACAGACACCGAUGAGCGAGAAACAGCAGUGACCUUGAAGAAAGAGAUCGGACUCCUCAGUGCAUGUGGUAUUAUUGUGGGUAACAUUAUUGGGUCUGGGAUCUUUGUAAGUCCAAAGGGUGUUUUGGAAAACAGCAGCUCGGUGGGUCUGGCUCUCAUCGUGUGGACUCUCACUGGCGUCAUCACUGCCAUCAGUGCUCUGUGCUAUGCUGAACUGGGAGUCACAAUCCCAAAGUCAGGUGGAGACUAUUCCUAUGUUAAGGACAUCUUUGGAGGGCUAGCUGGGUUUCUAAGGCUGUGGAUUGCAGUGUUAGUGAUCUAUCCAACUAACCAGGCUGUGAUUGCCCUCACAUUUGCCAAUUACGCAUUGCAGCCUCUCUUCCCUUCCUGCUUCCCCCCAGAGAGAGCACUGGGUCUGCUCGCCGCCGUCUGCCUGUUGCUGUUAACCUGGAUUAACUGCUUCAGUGUCCGCUGGGCGACGCGUGUACAGGAUGUGUUCACCACAGGCAAACUCCUCGCCCUCUGCCUCAUCAUCAUCAUGGGCAUUGUGCAGAUCUGCAAGGGUAAUUUUUAUUGGCUGGAGCCAGAACAUGCAUUUCAUCCUCUCCAACCCUAUGACGUGGGUCGCAUUGCACUCGGUUUCCUGCAGGGCUCCUUUGCUUAUGCAGGCUGGAACUUUCUUAAUUAUGUAACAGAAGAGCUCAUUGACCCCUACAGGAACCUGCCUCGUGCGAUCUUCAUCUCAGUCCCUCUGGUUACUUUCAUCUAUGUAUUUGCGAAUAUUGCAUAUGUUACAGCUAUGAGCCCUCAGGAACUGAUUGCCUCCAAUGCUGUUGCUGUGACAUUUGGUGAAAAGCUGCUUGGGGUGAUGUCAUGGAUCAUGCCCAUCUCUGUGGCUCUGUCCACCUUCGGAGGGGUUAAUGGGUCCCUUUUCACAUCAUCUAGGUUAUUCUUUGCAGGUGCCAGGGAAGGACAUCUUCCCCGUCUGUUGGCAAUGAUUCAUGUGAACCGCUGUACACCCAUCCCAGCUCUGAUUUUCACUUGUAUAUCAACUCUACUGAUGUUGUGCACUAGCGACAUAUACACCCUUAUCAACUAUGUUGGCUUCAUCAACUACCUGUUUUAUGGGGUCACUGUUGCCGGGCAGAUUGUGCUUCGCAUCAAAGAACCAGACAUGCAUCGACCAAUCAAGGUGAGCUUGGCGUGGCCAGUUAUUUUCCUGAUUUUCUGGGCAUUCCUGCUGAUCUUCUCUCUCUACUCGGAGCCUGUGGUGUGUUGCAUUGGUCUGGCCAUUAUGUUGUCAGGUGUUCCUGUCUAUUUAUUUGGCAUCUAUUGGGAAAACAAGCCUGAGAGCUUCAACUCCUUUGUUGCUAAACUGACACACUUGGGGCAGAAGUUGUUCAUGGUGGUAUAUCCUGAUGGAGGCAGUGAAGACGGGAAUGAAGAUGAAGACGAAGCUGGAUAAGAUUACAAGAAGUUAAUUUACUGAUUCAUUCAUGGAUAUUCAUUCAUCAGCUAAGCUUAAGCAAUGUGAAUUUGGUAGGUUAUGAAAAUGCAAAACAAACAUGCACGUACAGUGUGGAGGACAAUGUAAUAGCUAAGAAGUAUUUUUCAUUUGAAAGACUGGCCUUAAACAUUCUAGGUGCAAUACUGCCACCAAUUGGCAAGAUUGUUAGAAACAAUAUGAAUAUUGUUGCUGUGACUGUUAUGGUUCAUUUUGUAUUUUUAUAUUGAGCAUAUUAUUGUACUCUUUCCGUCAGUCUCUGGUGUUUGUAUUACCUAAAUUGUAUACUCUAUUGUAAAAAGGUUGAAUAAUCCUGAAGAUAAUGUUUUGCAUUUUUUGUGUGUGCGUUUAAUUUUCAUUUGCAUUUCAGUCUUCAGACUUGAAAAUAAAUUAUGACUAAAAACAACACAAAAAGCAAAAGAAAAAGAAUGAAAGAAAGCGGUGUUAUUUACCAGCAUGGAAUCUUGCCAGCAUGGAAAAUGUCUGUAAUUUAGAAGUAAAUGGGAACAAUCGCCUGAUGUGUUAUAUAACUCACAUCCUACACCCUGCUUUCAUGUUGGACAAGGACAUAAAAACAUGUCCAAAAUUAUGUUACAUUUAGCAUUGGAGAACAUAUUUUUUAUUUUAAACGGACUCAUUUCAGCACACAGGCCUUUAUCAAGGUAGAGAGUAAUAGGUUUAAAAAUAUGAAUGAAUCAAAACUAAAGCAAGGUUCAAAAUGUAAGUCAACUAUGUGGUAGAAUUGACCAGAAUGUGUGACAUCUACCAGUGAAAAUAAAAUAAUAAAUUUUACAAUGUGCUGUUGUUCUACAGAUCCAACUGUGUUUAAAAUGCCAUGACUUUAUUCCACUACAGUCGUGUCCAUUCUUUGGAAAACAAAUGGGUCCUUCCACCAGUGCACAGUAUUGUAAGAACAGAGUUGACAGAGUUCAGCUCAAGAACAAACAAUGGAUAAAUGAAUGUCCCUAGAAAAUAAAAAGAUCUCUGUGUUUA
This is a messenger RNA of Carassius gibelio (silver crucian carp), 5000 nucleotides long. RefSeq names its product solute carrier family 7 member 8b (gene slc7a8b). Lineage: Eukaryota; Metazoa; Chordata; Actinopteri; Cypriniformes; Cyprinidae. The coding region runs from base 2460 to 3968 and encodes 502 amino acids. Gene Ontology annotation, molecular function: L-amino acid transmembrane transporter activity; neutral L-amino acid transmembrane transporter activity. Gene Ontology annotation, biological process: amino acid transmembrane transport; neutral amino acid transport. The transcript is spliced from 11 exons. The record is from RefSeq and is a predicted model, not a curated record. Gene Ontology annotation, cellular component: membrane.